GGCGGAUUACGAGCCACCCAGAACAAGCUGUCGGACAUAAACAGCCGUACAAAACUAUCCGUAAAACAGAAGCUGAUGGUUAAAAAGCUGAUCACCCCGGAAGACCUGCAGAGCGUCUGCGUCCGUCUGUUUAGCAACCAGAUGAUGCAGAGCGUGGUGCACAGCAUUGACUUCACGAGGCCCGGAACCGCCUCCACGAUGUUAAGAGCAUCAUUGGCUCCUGUGAAAGUGCAAGAAGUGCCCCUCUUGCCCUCCUUGGACUACGAGAAGCUGAAGAAAGACCUGGUUGACGGGAACGACCGACUGAAAGCCUUCUUGCUGCAGGCCCUGCGCUGGCGUUUGACCACCUCCCAUCCCGGUGAGCAGAGGGACACAGUUCUGCAGGCUUAUAUCAACAACGAUCUUCUGGAUUGCUACAGCAACGUUCAGAGAAGCGUGUUGAUGCUGAUACAGUCCAAGAACGAGGUGGUCCGUCAGUAUACAGCCAGGCUGGUCAAUGCCUUUGCCUCUCUGGCUGAAGGUCGCCUCUACCUUUCACAGAACCUCCGGGUGCUCCGACUGCUGGAAGAGAGACUGAAAACCGAAGAGAAGGAUUCUCUUACCCGAGAGAAUGUCCUGGGGGCUCUGCAGAAGCUCAGCCUCAGGCGGGCUAUGCAGUCGGCCAUGAUCAAGGACGGGCUGAUACCGUGGCUGGUGGAGGCGCUGAAGGACACGGACUGCAUGUCGGAUUACACCUUGACCUAUUCCACCGCCUUGCUCAUGAACCUUUGCCUUCGGAGCGCAGGAAAGAAAACGUGUGUGAAAAUUUCAAACGAGGUUCUCAAAGUUCUCUCUGAUCUCCUCGGCCAUGAGCACCACGAGAUACAUUCCUACGUGAACGGGGCCCUGUACAGCAUCCUUGCUCUACCCUCCAUACGAGAAGAAGCCCGAGCAAUGGAAAUGGAAGACAUUCUGCAGUGCUACAUCGAGGAAGGAAACGCCGAUAUGAUCCAGCAGAUUGAGUUCAUCAUCAAGGAGCUUAAAUCAGAGAAGUCGUUGGAUGACAGUGCCGAGUCUGACGACGAGGAGAAGGAAGGCAAUAAUGAAGACCACAACAUCAUGGAGGCUGACCUGGACAAGAAUGAAGCCCUGCAGCCUCUGGAGGGAGAGCUGUCUGGAGAGAAGCUCUUGACCACAGAAUACUUGGGAAUAAUGACCAACACACCGAAAGUAAAGAAGCCGUUUCCCGGCAUCCACCAGAGUAUCGACGAACCUCUCCAAAGGCCCGUGACGCCCGGUUUUCACAGGGCUGCCUACCCGAC
Messenger RNA from Gekko japonicus, 1301 nucleotides. RefSeq names its product armadillo repeat containing 9 (gene ARMC9). Gene Ontology annotation, biological process: cilium assembly. The annotation marks the transcript as partial. The record is from RefSeq and is a predicted model, not a curated record. The transcript is spliced from 14 exons. NCBI's taxonomy places the organism in Eukaryota, Metazoa, Chordata, Lepidosauria, Squamata, Gekkonidae. Gene Ontology annotation, cellular component: centriole; ciliary tip; ciliary basal body.